This is a messenger RNA of Photinus pyralis (common eastern firefly), 1665 nucleotides long. Its product is annotated as phenoloxidase-activating factor 1-like. Gene Ontology annotation, biological process: proteolysis. Gene Ontology annotation, molecular function: serine-type endopeptidase activity. Bases 56 to 1135 code for a protein of 359 amino acids. The transcript is spliced from 4 exons. The record is from RefSeq and is a predicted model, not a curated record. NCBI's taxonomy places the organism in Eukaryota, Metazoa, Arthropoda, Insecta, Coleoptera, Lampyridae.
GUGACGUAUUAUUGUAUCCGUAAAUCAGUUGCAUUGUGAACGAUGAAGUGAAACGAUGGUUAUAUGUUUAGUGUUUUUAUUUGCAAUAGUUCAAGCAAGUAUAGAUAUCUGCACAACCCCAAACAAUGAACCGGCACAAUGUAAAUCUUUGUACGAAUGCGUGCCACUUCUUCAAGGUCUGCUGACCCAAGACCCUAAGGUGGUCGAAUUCGUAAACGAGUCGCACUGCGGCAAUUUAUCAACCGAGCCUCUGGUUUGCUGUGGUUCCUCUUACACCUACAUCCAUGGGCCAGAGCAAAUUGAGCGCAUAUGCGGUUACCAGCAUUCGGAUGACUACUUCCGUGUGGAUACAGCAGUUGCGGCGAUUGACGAAUAUCCAUGGUUGGCAAUUUUAAAGUACGAACAAGAUCCCGAUUUAAUCGCCGACGGCAACGAUUUUGACGAAUUCACCUGCGUGGGUGCUUUGAUCGGGUCCAGAUAUGUACUCACGGCGGCUCACUGCUUGAGGAUGCGCACAUCCGCUGCUGUAGGUGUACGCCUUGGGGAGUACAACAUAAAUGAAGCUCAAGACUGCGUUAAAAGUGGCGUGUUCGAGGUAUGUGCCGACCAAGUGCAGGACAUAGCGAUACAGUCUAAGAUAACUCACCCGCAGUACAACAGAAGGUAUGGACUAAACGAUAUCGCUUUGAUUAAGCUAAAACACGCUGCGGUGUUCAAUGAUUUCGUCAGACCUAUAUGUCUACCUUCUUCGGAUAAGGACCAUGCGAAAGUAGGAGAAAUCAUGCAGUUUUCCGGAUUUGGGGAAAUUACUCACGAUGGGCCGUCUACGGAGGUAAAGAAGAAAGUUCUGGGAGCCUUGCUGAGCAACGAGCAAUGUAGCAAAUAUUAUACCAACAGCACGGGAUUACAGCGUAGUGUUAACGAAAAUUCUAUUUGUAUGCGAGAAUUGCCCGUAAAUGGGGUACACUUCUGUGGUGGUGAUUCCGGUGGGCCGUUAAUGUAUUCAAAUAAAAAGCGGUGGCAUGUGGAGGGAAUAGCUGCCUGGGGCGCACAGAUUUGCGAUGGGAGAUAUCCUGCGGUUUUUACGAAGGUCUCACAGUAUCUCAGUUGGAUUAUGGGAGUUACUGAAAGUUGACCUUGUAUUUUUACUUUAAUUCGGAGCAGCGUAAUUAGCAAUUUUAUUAUUAAGUAUUGUAAUUUACAUGUAGUUUUACGCGAUUAUCCGGUAUUUUUGUAUAGCUAGACUAUAACACGCCCUGUAUUGUACAAAAUAUAGAACGUACUGUUUAGUUUUUGAACUUUGAAACAUUCGGUAGUCAUUUAUAGCAUAAUAAACAAAAAUUAUGUCAAUUUUUAAAUUUUACGUGUAAACAUUUGCAAGAUAAGCGCGCAUAAAUACAUGUAAAACUAGAAAUCUCUUUUUUAAUUGUUCAUCCUAUACCCACACUGACGAAGUGUAGGCAAGCACAGUCCAUCUUGGAAUUGAAUGGACCCUUCCCCUUCUACCAAUCUUCAAAAUGUUAAAUUUAAACAAAUGGCCAAUACUCCGAUAUUAUAUCGACCGUCCGGCAUAACAAUAUAUCGGCCGAUAUUGGCCGUAUCGGUCGAUCCCUACAUACGAUGACUUUAUUCAUCAAACACGUCCAUUUUUACUUGUUGUUCACU